CACUUACUUAAUUAUAACUUUGUGUGUGUGUGUGUGUGUGUUUUAUUCCUGGAGAGAAGAGAGUGAGAGAUGGUGAGAACACCUAGCUACGACCAAAAUGGAAAGAAGAAGGGGACUUGGACUCCUGAAGAAGACAGGAAGUUAGUAGCAUAUGUUACUAAAUAUGGCUGCUGGAACUGGCGCCAACUUCCUAAGUAUGCUGGUCUAGCAAGGUGUGGAAAGAGCUGCAGACUUCGAUGGAUGAAUUAUUUAAGGCCUAAUAUUAAAAGAGGGAAUUACACAAAAGAAGAAGACGACAUCAUCUUGAAGCUGCAUGCUCAACUUGGAAAUAGGUGGUCGACAAUUGCUGCACAAUUGCCUGGAAGGUCAGACAAUGAGAUAAAAAAUCAUUGGCACACCUCUCUUAAGAAGCGCGCUAAUUAUUAUGCGUCAAAUUCAAGUGAUGGUGAAAGUAAGAGUAUCAAUCAGGCCAGCGGUACAAGAAGAAAGAGUGUGGAAAAUCAAAAUGCAAUAAGUCCUAAUAAUUGUAUGAGAUCCUACGAAAUUGUACUGGAAAGUUCCCAGUGGUCACCCAAGCAGUCAUCAAGUGAAGAACAUCAAGCUUUUCAAGAAGAAGCAAUAUUAAUGGAAAAUAGUGGAAGCUUUUGGACAGAACCAUUUCUAGUGGAUACUAGUUUCAGCAGUAGAACUGAUUACGUAGUUCCUUCAAUUGAUUGGGAACUUGUCUGUCCGCCUUCUCCUUUUAUAGGUCAUGAAUUUCUUUCCUCGUUUGACUUAGAAGAUUACAAUUGUCAAAAACUAGAAACGGAACAUCCAAAGAAGUAGUUUUUUGCCUCAUCAUAUUGAUUACUCAUAUAUAUCAAUUAUCUGA
Nicotiana attenuata is the source of this 871-nucleotide messenger RNA. Its product is annotated as myb-related protein Myb4-like. Lineage: Eukaryota; Viridiplantae; Streptophyta; Magnoliopsida; Solanales; Solanaceae. The record is from RefSeq and is a predicted model, not a curated record. The coding region runs from base 70 to 825 and encodes 251 amino acids. The transcript has 3 exons.